Molecule: messenger RNA, 1188 nt
Organism: Mya arenaria
Lineage: Eukaryota; Metazoa; Mollusca; Bivalvia; Myida; Myidae
Product: tRNA(Glu)-specific nuclease WapA-like
Exons: 2
Coding region: 1-1188 (395 amino acids)
Source: RefSeq, a predicted model, not a curated record
AUGACGACACCGAGGCGAAGCGACGACUUCGACGGCACAGUGACCAAGAAUAUCAUGGACGACUACGACGACACUGUAACCAAUGAUUGCAUGUACGACUACGGCGACACUGUGACCAAUGUUUGUAAGUACGACUACGACGACACUGUGACCAAUGAUAGCAUGUACGACUUCGACGACACUUCAACCAAUGAUAGCAAGUACGACUACGACGACAACGUGACCAAUGGUUGCAAGUACGCCUACGACGACACUGUGACCAAGGAUAGCAAGUACGACGAAAACAACACUGUGAUCAAUGAAAGCGUGUACGACUACGACGAAACUGUGAUCAAUGAUAGCAAGUACGACUACGACGACACUGUGACCAAUGAUAACAUGUACGAAUACAACGACACUUUGAUCAAUGAUAGCAGGUACGACGACUACGACGGCAUUGUGACCAAUGAUAGCAUGUACGACUAUGACGGCACUGUGACCAAGGAUAGCAUGUACGACUAUGACGACACUGUGACCAAGGAUAGCAUGUACGACUACGACGACAUUGUGACCAAUGAUAGCAUGUACGACUACGACGACACUGUGACCAAGGAUAGCAUGUACGACUACGACGACACUGUGACCAAGGAUAGUAAGUAUGACUUCGACGACACUGUGACCAAGGAUAGUAAGUACGACUACGACGACACUGUGACCAAGGAUAGCAUGUACGACUACGACGACACUGUGACCAAGGAUAGCAUGUACGACUACGACGACACUUUGACCAAGGAUAGCAUCAACUACGACUACGACGACACUGUGACCAACGAUUGUAAGUACGACUACGACGACACUGUCACCAAGGAUUACAAGUACGACUACGACGACACUGUGACCAAGGAUAGCAAGUACGACUACGACGACACUGUGAUCAACGAUAGCAAGUACGACUACGACGACACUGAGACCAAGGAUAGUAAGUACGACUACGACGACACUGUGACCAAGGAUAGUAAGUACGACUACGACGAUACUGUGACCAAGGAUAACAAGUACGACUACGACGACACUGUGACCAAGGAUAACAAGUACGACUACGACGACACUGUGACCAAGGAUAGCAACGACACCGUCACCAAUGAUAGCAUGUACGACUACGACGACACCGUGACAAAGGCUUUCAGGCGCGGCUACGAAAGAAAUUGA